UUUUUUGGUUAUGUUUUGCAUCAAUUCUUAGAAAAUCGUCAACAAGAUGUUUGUUAAAAUGCUUAUUCUAGACACUAUUCUCAAUCUGGGAUUUUGGGUUCUCGAUUUGCCAAGGCUUACUCGAAGUGAUCGCUAAUAAUUGGCUAUGCUGGUUACAAAACUCAAAUCGUUGAUGAAAAAUUAGAAAACCCCACCAAUGUUUUUGGGGGGCGUUCCUUUUUCUGUUUAGGUUGUGCUGUGUUGAGUGAAAUUUGUGUUUGUUUACGUCCUAUAUUUGGCUGUUUUCAAUGUCGUAAAUUAAGGGAUGUAGCUGAGUUGUCUGCAGAUAAGACUAUCUUCUACGUCGGCUCGGUUUCACGGGUUUACAUGAACAAGUCAUAGGUGCCGCCGUUUGUUUUGAUUUGUUGAAUUCGUUUUCAAUUCAUUCCCACACACCUCGUCCUUCAAUUAUUACACGCAUCUGCAGUGUUUAAUUAGGAGGUGUAUUUUCUUUUCUGUCCACUAUAUUGUAAUAAUUCCUUGGAUUUUGAUUUGCCUGCGAUCUUUGUAUCUUGCAUUCAGAUUCAUAUAGCAGGAUUUGUUGGGUUCUUCUGUAUAGACCUUUUAUUUUGCUUGAUGGGGGCCAAAAGUUCAAGGGAGGCCUCGUUCUAUCGCUCAACUCCUUCUUCUUCUUCUUCUUCGUGGGAUCGCGGUGGGUAUUCUCAUUCGUCAUACGGACAUGAAACCCCAAGUCAUAGGCCUCAGCAAUCGUAUUCUCAAUCUUCAUAUGGACAUGAGACCCCAAGUUAUAUGCCUCAGCCAACCUAUCCUUCCCAGCAGUAUUAUACAUCCCCUCAAGAGGCCUAUGGGAACGUCGAUAAUGGCAGGAGAUUGGAUAGGAGAUACUCGAUGAUUGCUGAUGAUUACCAUUCGUUAGAAGAGGUAACACAGGCUCUUAGAGUUGCUGGCCUCGAGUCUUCCAAUCUUAUUGUUGGCAUUGAUUUCACCAAGAGCAAUGAGUGGACAGGUGCAAGGUCGUUUAAUAGACGGAGCCUACAUCAUAUUGGAGACCACCCAAAUCCUUAUCAACAGGCCAUAUCAAUUAUUGGAAAAACGUUGGCUGCUUUUGACGAUGAUAGCUUAAUUCCCUGCUUUGGAUUUGGAGAUGUAUCAACUCAUGAUCAAGAGGUCUUCAGUUUCUUCCCAGAUGAGGAGAAAGUUUGCAAUGGAUUUGAAGAAGUAUUGAGUCGUUACCAAGAAAUUGCCCCACAUCUACGACUUGCAGGACCGACCUCAUUUGCACCUGUUAUUGAAAUGGCCAUGACCAUUGUCGAGCAGAGUGGAGGUCAAUACCAUGUCUUGCUAAUAAUUGCAGAUGGACAGGUGACUAGAAGUGUAGAUACAGAACGCGGGACACUUAGUCCACAGGAACAAAAGACUGUUGAUGCCAUUGUUGAAGCAAGCAAGUUCCCUCUGUCAAUUGUUUUAGUUGGAGUUGGAGAUGGCCCCUGGGAUAUGAUGAGAGAAUUUGACGACAAUAUCCCAUCACGCGCAUUUGAUAAUUUUCAGUUUGUAAAUUUCUCAGAAAUUAUGUCAAAGAAUAUACCUACAUCUCGGAAAGAAACAGAGUUUGCUCUUGCUGCACUAAUGGAGAUUCCCUCCCAGUACAAGGCUACAAUGGAGCUUGGUGUUUUGGGUGAUCACAAAAGCGUGUCUCCUCAGAGAGUUGCACUUCCUCCACCAGUCUAUGGCGCAGCAGCUUCUUUUGGUAGUUCAAAAUCUUUCAGUAAUUCAAAGCCUACCUUGUCUUCCAGUUAUGAGCCAAGUGUGCCAUCUUUCCCCGAACGCCGAAAUCUUACUAGAACUAGUACAGCUCCUUCUAUAGCAAGCUCAACUUAUGAUAAUCAGAUCUGCCCCAUUUGCCUCAGCAAUCCAAAGGACAUGGCUUUUGGCUGUGGACACCAGACGUGUUGUGAAUGUGGACAAGACCUCCAGACAUGUCCCAUAUGUAGGAGCGCCAUUCACACCAGGAUAAAGCUUUACUGAGGCGUCUUGGUUUGCUGCUUUGUUGAAAUUCUUUGUAAUCUAUUCCUUAAUUUAUCCGAAAUCAUGUCCAGUCUCUGAAUGCAUUGGGUUAUAUGAGAUGUUUGGGUUAUAUUCUUCAUAUAUACUAUGCGAGUUGGCCAUUGAUUUGUGUAGUUAAGAAAAAUGAACAACUUCCCAAGUUCCUAAUUUCGUAUAUGC
This is a messenger RNA of Cucurbita moschata (crookneck pumpkin), 2223 nucleotides long. Its product is annotated as E3 ubiquitin-protein ligase RGLG2-like. The record is from RefSeq and is a predicted model, not a curated record. Bases 616 to 2025 code for a protein of 469 amino acids. Gene Ontology annotation, biological process: protein K63-linked ubiquitination. NCBI's taxonomy places the organism in Eukaryota, Viridiplantae, Streptophyta, Magnoliopsida, Cucurbitales, Cucurbitaceae. The transcript has 11 exons. Gene Ontology annotation, molecular function: ubiquitin protein ligase activity.